Molecule: messenger RNA, 1813 nt
Organism: Ostrinia furnacalis (Asian corn borer)
Lineage: Eukaryota; Metazoa; Arthropoda; Insecta; Lepidoptera; Crambidae
Product: coronin-6-like
Exons: 10
Biological process (GO): actin filament organization
Molecular function (GO): actin filament binding
Source: RefSeq, a predicted model, not a curated record
GUGUGGCAGAUCCCCGAUGGCGGACUAUCGAGGACCCUCACGGACCCCGUGGUUGACCUGGUGUACCACCAGCGCCGCGUGGGGCUCGUGCUAUGGCACCCCACCGCUCAGAACGUGCUGCUCACAGCGGGCUCGGAUAACCAGAUAGCGAUCUGGAACGUGGGCACCGGCGAGGUGCUGCUGUCGCUGGACUGCCACCCCGACCUCAUCUACUCGGCCUGCUGGAACUGGUCCGGCUCCAAGCUGCUCACCACCUGCCGCGACAAGAAGAUCAGAAUCAUCGACCCGCGCAAAGGCGAGGUGGAGUCAGAAGCCAUCGCGCACGAGGGCAGCAAGGCCUCAAGGGCUAUAUUCCUCAAGCACGGCCUCGUAUUCACCACUGGUUUCAGCCGAAUGUCCGAGCGUCAGUAUACGCUGCGCACGCCAGACGCAUUAUCGGAACCGAUCGUGACGGUGGAGAUCGAUACAAGCAACGGAGUGAUGUUCCCGCUCUACGACCCCGAUACCAACCUCAUCUACCUCUGCGGCAAGGGCGACUCCGUCAUCCGCUACUUCGAGGUUACACCCGAGCCCCCAUUCGUCCACUACAUCAACACCUUCCAAACGCCAGACCCACAGCGAGGUAUCGGUAUGAUGCCGAAGAGAGGGUGCGACGUGGCCACGUGUGAAAUCGCCAAGUUCUAUAGGCUAAACAAUUCUGGACUCUGUCAGGUGGUGUCAAUGACGGUGCCUCGCAAGUCGGAGCUCUUCCAAGAAGACUUGUACCCUGACACGCUGAGUGAUGAAGCCAGCCUGACCGCCGACGAGUGGCUCGCGGGGGAGGACGCCGAGCCCGCCACCAUGUCGCUAAAGGGCGGCUACGUGUCGGGCCGCGCCGCAACGCAGCUGCACGUCACCAAGAAGAACGCGCUCGCUGCCGGCAAGGAGAGGUCACCCACGCCGGCUUCCAAGCACGACCAGGCCGCUACGCCGCCGCCUGCCACACCAGUUACACAGCAGAUUGAGAAGCAGCUGUCCGACCUGGUGGACGAGAUCCGCAAGCUGAAGUCAGUCAUCGUGAAGCAAGAGAACCGCAUCCGCGCGCUCGAGGCCGCCGCCAAGGCCCCGCCCUCGCCGCAGCCAUCGCCCCAGCCCACGCCCACGCCGCAGCCCACGCCAGACAACCACCACGAUGACGCCAUGGCGCCCGACGAGGUUUGAGAGCAGGCGUAGGCGACCAACACCAUGCUUCUCGUCAACAGGAUCAUGCUCAGGUGAAUGUUACACAGCCAGGUAUAGGGAACGAUCUCCGAAAAAUUGUUCAGUGAAGAUUCAAUAGAAACAUAAAAAUUACACACGGAAUUAUACUAAGUCGACGAAAAUGAAGUAUACUCUGCACAAUGUAACUUGAAUAGAAUAACGUAAAAUCAGAGAAAUGUCAGUUUUGAAUUUGAUACAGUAUACGGGACUGCAUGACAAUGUACUAAAUAUUAAUUGGUAAAAAACUGACAUAUUUAAAAAUUAUCCGUUUUCGAUGUUACAUUCUAAACACAGUUAGAUUCACCAGAGUAUCUUAGCAUGUAUUUUUAUAAGAAUACCUCUAGCUGCUCGUACGAAUAUUUUCGCCCUUGUCAUAAAGGUUUGACAGCUGCCAUUGGUGAACAUGAAAUAUGACAGAAUAUACCGUUAAAUGCCCAGAAAUUGGUAAUGUACUUGACAGCACUAUUAUAGUCAAUGACUGUCAAAAUUAUUGCCAAGCUAUGACGUCACUUUUUCGUCAUUGACCAUUUAUUGAUUUCAAAUCCGCUUAAAACUUAUUUUAUUGAUAAUUUUA